UGGCCACUGCGCGCGAGGGCCUGCGAGGCGAGGGCGAUGGUGCUGCCGCGCGGGGGUUCGUGGCGCGCGGUGCUCGCCCGGGCCUGCUGGCCCAGGCUGUGGACGCGGCCCCGUGGAGUCUCGGGCGGGCCGGGCUGCGCAGCGGGUUCUCCUGCCGGAGCGUACGAGCUGCGAGGCGAGCUGGACAGGUUCGGGGGCGUCUCGGUGCGCCUGGCGCAGCUCGGCGCGCUGGACCGCCUGGACGCCGCCGCCUUCCACAGGGGCUUACAGGCAGCAAUAGAGCAGUGGCGAUCAGAAGGUAGAAUUGCUGUCUGGUUACACGUUCCCAUCCUCCAAAGCCGGUUUAUCGCCCCUGCGGCUUCCCUGGGCUUCAGCUUUCACCACGCAGAACGGGAUUCCGCAACGCUGACUCUCUGGCUGAGGGAAGGGCCCAGCAGACUACCAGGAUAUGCCACACAUCAAGUGGGAGUUGCAGGAGCUGUUUUUGAUGAAAAUACUAGGAGAAUAUUGGUUGUACAGGAUCGAAAUAAAUUAAAAAAUAUGUGGAAGUUUCCUGGGGGCCUGUCAGAGCCUGGAGAAGACAUCGGAGACACAGCAGUUCGAGAAGUUUUUGAAGAGACUGGGAUAGAAUCAGAAUUCCAGUCCCUCUUGAGUAUCCGGCAGCAGCACACCAGUCCGGGAGCCUUUGGGAAGUCUGAUAUGUAUAUUGUCUGCCGCCUGAAGCCAUUUUCAUUCACCAUAAAUUUUUGCCAGCAUGAAUGCUUAAGAUGUGAGUGGAUGGAUCUCACUGAGCUUGUUAAGACUGAAAACACAACUCCCAUCACCCGCAGAGUUGCGGGACUGCUGCUAUAUGGGUACAGAGAAGGGUUUGACAAGAUUGAUCUGACCAUGGAAAAGCUUCCAGCAGUUUACACAGGCCUUUUCUAUAAACUGUAUCACAAAGAACUGCCAGAGAAUUACAAAACUAUGAUAGGAAUGGAUUAAGUUCACAUUUUACAUUUUUUUAAAAUUUAAGAUGUACAUGUAAAUGAAUAUGUGCUAUAAGACAUAAUGAACCUUUGGGAUAAAUAUGACUAAUUUUCUAAUAUAUGAUUUCCAUUAAGAAAAUUUGUAAAUGUGCAUAUUUUAAAAGCUUUUCAAAUAAAGCAAAUAUGUGAGAAAGAUUAUAGUUCUAGGUAACCUUGACUGGGUAACAGCAGAUUCUAUAUAAAAGGUGGAAGUCUAUACAUUCUCUAGGAAUUGUUUUCUUUACUGAGGCAAUGGUUAAACAUUUUAUUAUUAGAUAAAAAGUUGCCUGGCCAUUCAACAAAGCUGAGCUGUAGACAUUUGUUUUCCUCUCAUUAACAAAUAUAUGUUUCUCUUUCUUCAUGUGAAAUGAGAUUAGAUGGUGCCAUUAAAAUCAGCUCUUAGCAGACAUUGGAAGAAAAAGUAUAGCCUUCUGCCCAGGUCCUGUUUUGGAUCCAAGUUUAUACUGCCCAGUUCGUUUCAGUGCCACAUACCAGCUGGAAUAUUUCCUUGACCGGUAAGUAUUGUAGUUAUUAGACUCCA
This is a messenger RNA of Oryctolagus cuniculus (rabbit), 1548 nucleotides long. It is a transcript of the gene NUDT6, whose product is annotated as nudix hydrolase 6. Gene Ontology annotation, molecular function: ADP-ribose diphosphatase activity; NAD binding; NADH pyrophosphatase activity. Lineage: Eukaryota; Metazoa; Chordata; Mammalia; Lagomorpha; Leporidae. The record is from RefSeq and is a predicted model, not a curated record.